AUGGUGAACUUUACAAUUGACGAGCUCCGGUCCUUGAUGGACAUACCGGAGCAGAUCCGGAACAUGUCCGUCAUUGCGCACGUGGAUCACGGCAAGUCGACGUUAACGGACAGCCUGGUUGCUGCGGCCGGUAUCAUAGCGAUCGAAGCUGCAGGCGACACGCGCCUCACGGAUACGCGCCCUGACGAGCAAGAACGCUGUAUCACGAUCAAAAGCACUGGAAUCAGCCUUUUUUUCCACUAUCCCCCGGAUCUGGAACUGCCUAAGGACUCGGGCGACUCGCGGGACUUUCUCGUGAACCUGAUCGACAGCCCGGGCCACGUGGACUUCAGCUCGGAGGUGACUGCAGCGCUGCGCGUUACUGACGGUGCGCUUGUUGUCGUAGACUGUGUCGAGGGGGUUUGUGUGCAGACAGAAACGGUGUUGCGGCAAGCGCUCGCUGAGCGUAUCAAACCCGUCUUGACGAUCAACAAACUGGAUCGGGCGUUUCUGGAACUGCAACUCGAGGCAGAGGAAAUGUACCAAACCUUCAGUAGGGUGAUUGAAAACGCGAACGUGAUCCUUGCUACUUACCAAGACGCUGCUCUUGGCGAUGUUCAGGUGUCCCCGGCGAAGGGCACCGUGGCGUUUUCCGCUGGACUGCAUGGCUGGGCGUUUACGUUGACCCGGUUCGCACGGAUGUAUGCUAAGAAGUUUGGCGUCGACGUAGAGAAAAUGACGCAACGCCUCUGGGGUGAGAAUUAUUUCAACCGCAAGACAAAGAAGUGGACAACGAAGAGCACCGACGCUGAAGGCGAGCAGCUGGAACGGGCCUUCUGCGAGUUUGUGAUCAAACCGGUGAAGAAGAUCAUCGAGCUGUGCAUGUCGGACCAAGUUGAAGCCCUUGAAAAGCUGCUCUCCGGAUUAGACGUGUCGCUGACAAACGACGACAAACAGCUACGUCAGAAGCCAUUGAUGAAGCGCGUACUGCAAAAGUGGCUCCCAGCAGACCAGGCACUCUUGGAAAUGAUUGUGACGCACUUGCCGUCACCUGUGAAGGCCCAAAAGUACCGCACAGAGUUGUUGUACGAGGGUCCAAUGGAUGACGUUGCUGCAACGGCGAUGCGCAACUGUGAUCCGAAAGGGCCACUGAUGCUGUACGUGAGCAAGAUGGUGCCGGCCUCCGACAAGGGUCGCUUUGUGGCUUUUGGAAGAGUCUUCUCAGGGACAAUUCGCACAGGCAUGAAGGUGCGUAUCUACGGACCAAACUAUGAACCAGGUGAGAAGAAGGACCUGGCGGUGAAGAAUAUCCAGCGAACCUUGCUGAUGAUGGGCCGACGCACCGAAGCCGUCGACUCCGUUCCCGCUGGUAACACUGUCGGACUCGUUGGUGUGGAUCAAUUUCUGGUCAAGUCAGGGACGAUCACGGACGAGGAGAGCGCUUUUCCCAUCAAGAACAUGAAAUACUCGGUUUCGCCUGUUGUUCGCGUCGCCGUUGAACCCAAGAAUCCGAGUGAUCUGCCCAAACUUGUGGAAGGACUGAAGCGCUUGGCCAAAUCCGAUCCACUGGUUGAGGUUACCAUGGAGGAGAGUGGCGAGCACAUCAUCGCAGGCGCCGGAGAGCUGCAUUUAGAGAUAUGUCUGAAGGAUCUCCAGGAGGACUUUAUGAAUGGCGCGGAGAUCCGCGUAGGCAACCCGGUGGUCAGCUACCGCGAGACUGUCGAAGGGGUUCCUGAUCCGCUGAACACGGCCGUCUGUCUGUCCAAGUCUCCGAAUAAGCACAAUCGUCUCUAUAUCUACGCCGAUCCACUGCCCGAAGGUGUUGCACAAGCCAUUGACGAGGGCAAGAUAACACCACGCGACGAACCCAAGGCUCGGGCGAAAAUCCUGAAGGAUGAAUACAACAUGGACGAGGACGCCGCCCGUCGAAUUUGGUGCUUCGCCCCGGAUACGACCGGCCCGAAUCUUUUCAUGGAUCGCACCAAAGCCGUCCAAUUCCUGAAUGAAAUCAAGGACUCUUGCGUUGCAGCGAUGCAGUGGGCAUGCAAGGAGGGUGUCCUCUGUGAGGAGCCCAUGCGCAACAUCGGUUUCAACCUGGUUGAUGUGACGCUCCAUGCAGAUGCGAUCCAUCGGGGUGGUGGUCAAAUCAUCCCGACGUGUCGGCGGUGCCUCUACGGUGCACAGCUGCUAGCGAAACCGCGCCUAUUUGAGCCAAUGUUCCUCGUCGAUAUCACCUGCCCAGAGCAAGCGGUGGGCUCCAUCUACGGUCUCUUCUCGCGAAAGCGGGGUAUGGUCACGGAGGAACAACAGCGUGCGGGAACGCCACUCUGGAUCCUCAAGGCCUACCUCCCGGUUGUGGAAUCAUUUGGGUUCACCGCUGAGCUGCGUUCAGCAACGUCAGGCCAGGCCUUUCCUCAAAUGAUGUUCUCGCACUGGGAGCUGGUCCCGGGAUCCCCGCUGGAAACCGGCAACUUGGCGUAUGAUUUCUGCAAAGCGACGCGCUUGCGCAAAGGCCUCAAGGAGAGUGUGCCGGAUAUUUCGAACUUUUACGAUAAGCUUUAG
Molecule: messenger RNA, 2541 nt
Organism: Cyanidioschyzon merolae strain 10D
Lineage: Eukaryota; Rhodophyta; Bangiophyceae; Cyanidiales; Cyanidiaceae
Product: eukaryotic translation elongation factor 2
Exons: 1
Coding region: 1-2541 (846 amino acids)
Biological process (GO): translational elongation
Cellular component (GO): ribonucleoprotein complex; cytosol
Molecular function (GO): ribosome binding; GTPase activity; translation elongation factor activity
Source: RefSeq, a predicted model, not a curated record